Molecule: messenger RNA, 3346 nt
Organism: Patella vulgata (common limpet)
Lineage: Eukaryota; Metazoa; Mollusca; Gastropoda; Patellidae
Product: phosphatidylserine synthase 1
Exons: 13
Coding region: 9-1427 (472 amino acids)
Biological process (GO): phosphatidylserine biosynthetic process
Molecular function (GO): L-serine-phosphatidylethanolamine phosphatidyltransferase activity
Source: RefSeq, a predicted model, not a curated record
UCGUGAACAUGGCUACUCGUAAAAAAGACAACGUGAUUGCUGAAGAACUGGAAUAUUUUCGUGUUAUAAACGAACGAAGUGUAGAUGCCAUUUCUUUGGAUUUUUUUUACAAACCGCAUACAAUAACUCUUUUGGCCAUUUCAAUUUUAGGUCUCGUAUAUACUGCAUUUACAAGGAAUGAUAAUUCUCACAAUGACAAUAUUCAAGCAGGAUUGUGUUCAGUUGUCUUUUUCUUUCUUAUUAUCAGUGUUUUAGCUUUUCCUAACGGUCCUUUUACAAGGCCACAUCCUGCAAUAUGGAGAAUGGUAUUUGGUGUGAGUGUUUUAUAUUUUAUGAUGUUAUUAUUUAUAUUGUUUCAAAGUCGUCAGGCUGUACGACAAAUGAUGAUCUGGUUGUUCCAUGAUCUACGAGACUCUGGUCCUGAUACCAAGGAAUAUGCUGUAAAUUGUUCCCAGAUAACAUGGGGCAGACUUUACUCAGGUUUAGAUGUUUUCGCUGUGUCACAUUUUUUGGGCUGGACGUUGAAAGCUAUAUUAAUACGGCAUUAUGGGAUAUUAUGGACAAUUAGUAUUAUGUGGGAGUUAACGGAGGCAGCAUAUGCUCAUUUGUUGCCAAAUUUUGCUGAAUGUUGGUGGGAUUCAUGGAUAUUAGAUGUGUUGCUAUGUAACGGAUUAGGGAUCUGGUGUGGCAUGGUUCUGUGUCGCCGUCUGGAGAUGAGGAAUUAUCAUUGGGAGAGUAUUAAAGACAUUCAUUCUGCUACUGGUAAAUUACGUAGAGCUGUAUUACAAUUCACACCAGUCAGUUGGACCCAUGUACGAUGGCUUGAUCCAAACUCUACCAAGAUGAGAAUUAUAGCUGUCUGGAUGUUAAUAGUAUUUUUCCAGCUGGUGGAACUGAAUACAUUUUUUCUGAAGCAUGUUUUUAUGGUUCCUCCUCCUCACAUGUUAAACGCAAUUCGUCUUGUAUUAAUCUGUCUUAUAUCAGCACCAUCUAUCAGACAGUAUUAUGUGUAUGUAACAGAUACUCAGUGUAAGAGGGUGGGGACACAAUGUUGGAUAUUUUGUGCAAUAACUCUAACAGAGACAUGUGUUUGUAUAAAAUUUGGUUUAGAAUUAUUUAAACAGACAGAAUACACAUAUGUUAUAUACUGGAUUGUAACACAGAUGAUUGGUAGUUUUAUCUGUAUAUUUGCUAGUGCUAGAUAUGGAAGAUAUUUGGAGAAAUGGAAGAUGAGUGAAGAUGAGGAUGAAUCAAUUGUUAAAGAUCAGAAAAACGUUAACCUUAGUAAUGGUAAAUCACGCAAAUCAGGGAAAUCAACAUUAAAACGGAAAGAAUUAACGGGCCAUAUGAAGAAUUCAACAAACGGAACUGUUGUACGGCAUCGUGAAAAUAGUCACGGCACAUCGAAUGGCGGACCGACCCCAUGAUGUACUUGUUGAUCUUAUUGUUUUUAUUUAUUUGAUUUUGUUUUUUUUUGUUUUUUAAAAUGUACACAUCAUCAGAUCAAAACUAAAAAAAAUACCCAACCAAAAGGCUUUACAUUGUUUAAAGGUACUCUUUCAAAUUUAUUGAUUUUAUCAUAAUGAUAUGGUAUUCUGAAUAGAUUUGUGACACCAUCAUUUCAUAUAACCAUUACAACAGAUGUAAGAUGAAAAAUAUCUCAAAUGUGUCUGAAUGUUGGCUUAAUGAAUGGCACAAAGUUUUUAUUUAAGAAUUAGAUCUGUAAACAUAUUAUGUGAUAAAAUCGAUAUUUGAUUGGGUUUUGUUUUUUUACAUAAAUCAGAAAGAGUCACUUCAAAUAUUUAUGCAUUUGUUAGUUUUAAUUAUUUAAAUUAUAUUUAAUAUAUGAAUGACACGGUUAUAUAUGGUAUUACCAUAAUGGAAUUGGAUCCUCCAACUGGAAUGGGCUUUUCCAAAUGGAAUAGUAUAUCCCAAAUAGUCUCACAGAAAUGUGAUCCUAUUACCUCAAGUCUAAUGGCAUUCAAAUAAAAUAAAUACUUAUCCCUUAUCUGGAAUGUUAAGGACCAGUUAGCUAUAAGUAGUGACAAAUGUUGUGCAUGAAGCAGGAUAUGCACAGUUUCUAAAACACCUGAACCUAUUUUUCACUAGCUAAUGAAAUUAUGUUAUUCUACAUUUAUUUUCAAAACUAAAUGCAUGUAGGAAGUCAACCAGUUUACAUCUUAGUUCUUAUGUCACUUCCUUUUUAAUGUAUGCUUAUGUUAAAUCAUCAGAAUGACACCAGAUGGUGCUAAAUCACUAUCUUAAAAAUUGACCCACAUUCUAGAGAUGAUAUUAAUUUGCAUAAACAACAAGAAUACUGUAUAGGGGUAGAUACAGUUAUAAAUAUUGUCAUUCAACUAACCAGGAAAACUUGGCAUAUAUACUGGUAGUUUGAAUUUGGUUGAAAAAAUCUGAAUUAACUCAUGCAACCAAACCUGCCAUAGUUAUAUUACCCUCUAACAAUAAAUUUAUAAAAAAUAAUAAGAGAAGUUUUACCAUUCCAUUAAAUUCCAUUUGUGUAUAAAAUCUUCAAUUAUAUAUAUGUAUGCAGUAUUUUUUGAUAUUUCAAAUUAUAGCCUUAAGUUAGUAGGGCAGCCCAUCUUCAUUAGCCAAAUCGGUGCAAAACAGUAGACAGUGGUAAGACAAUAUCUGUCAUUUGUUAUUACGGUAUUGAUAUCUAGUACACUGUGAGUCAUUUUUUAUUAAAUAAUUGAUAUCUAGGACAGUAUCAGUCAUUUGUUAUUACAUAAUUGAUAUUAAGGACUGGUUCAGUCAUUUAUCAUUAUAUAAUUGAUAUCAAGGAUAGUAUCAGUCAUUUGUUAUUACAUAAUUGACAUAAAAGACCGAUUCAGUCAUUUAUUAUUACAUAAUUAAAAUCAAGGACAGUAUCAGUCAUUUAUUAUUAUAUAAUUGAUAUCAAGGCCAGUAUCAGUCAUUUAUUAUUAUAUAAUUGAUAUCAAGUACAGUAUCGGCCAUUAUUAUUAUAUAAUUGAUAUUAAAUUGUGUACUACAUUUAGAAUAUAAUAUAUUACUAUUUGUUUAAGAUCUUGGAAUGAUCAGAUCUGAACACACAUCUUGAAUGAUAUGAAUAAUUAGAAUAGUAUUACCCAUAUGUAAUGGUAUCAUCCAUAUAGAAUAGUAUUAAGUUAGGAUUAUUCAUUUACUUAUUCAUGUAGUUUAAGAAAAAUUCAUUAUCCUCCAUUGGUAUCACCCACAUAAUAGCACCCAUUUAGUUAAUUGAAUGCUUAAAAUUUUAGAAAUCACCCAUUGGUGUGUGUAUCACUUAUCUAGAAUGGCAUCACUUAUCACCAUUAUUUAAAUCAAAAAAAAAAAAAAAAUAGAACAC